This is a messenger RNA of Varanus komodoensis (Komodo dragon), 3169 nucleotides long. RefSeq names its product ATP binding cassette subfamily F member 3 (gene ABCF3). The record is from RefSeq and is a predicted model, not a curated record. The coding region runs from base 49 to 2187 and encodes 712 amino acids. Gene Ontology annotation, molecular function: ATP binding; ATP hydrolysis activity. The transcript is spliced from 21 exons. NCBI's taxonomy places the organism in Eukaryota, Metazoa, Chordata, Lepidosauria, Squamata, Varanidae.
GGUUGCUGCGGUGACGGAGGUAGGCCCCGGAGCCAGGUGGCGGCGGUGAUGGCGGCCUCCUGCGCGGAGAUCUUGCGGAGGGAGUUCCCGGAACUCGACGGCGAAAUGUUCGACUACGUGACCGGGGUUCUUCACAGCGGCAGCUCGGACUUUGAGUCAGUGGAUGAUCUCUUUGAAGCUGUUGGGGAGCUCCUUCAGGAUGUGUCCAGGGACUCCAAAGACGACGAAGACAUCCGUGCUAUUUGCCAGCGCAUGUACAAUACCCUUCACCUUGACAGUGCAAACGCCCAGAGAAGCCAGCAGGUGCUGCUGGAUGCCCCCAUUCAGCUCUCUCAGAUCACGGAUAGUUAUGAUUCUAGCUUGGACUUGCUACCAGGGCUGUUGCUGAAGAGAGACCAGAACUCGAUGGUGAACGCCAAGAAGCUGGAGAAAGCAGAGGCUCGCCUCAAAGCAAAGCAGAGCAAGAGGCAGGAGCGGGACUCCGUCAAGUCUGGCAGCCCACUGUUGCUUGAAGAGGCAUCUGCCAGCCAAGCUGCCAGCAAGAAGGAGACUCGCCUGGAGACAUCUGGCAAGAACAAAUCCUACGAUGUGCGCAUUGAAAACUUUGAUGUGUCCUUUGGUGAACGCGUCCUCCUCACAGGUGCAGACUUGAACCUGGCAUACGGGCGGCGGUACGGCCUGGUGGGCCGUAACGGGCUGGGCAAGACUACCUUGCUGAAGAUGAUAGCCAGCCGCAGCUUGCGCAUCCCCUCACACAUCAGCAUCCUUCAUGUGGAGCAGGAAGUGGCCGGGGACGAUACACCAGCCCUGCAGAGCGUCCUGGAGUGCGACACGACCCGUGAGAGCCUGCUGAAGGAGGAAAGGGAGCUGACAGCCCGGAUCAGUGCUGGAAGGGGAGAAGGCACCGAAGGCGCCAGGUUGUCAGAAAUCUAUGCAGCCCUGGAAGAGAUUGAGGCAGACAAGGCUCCAGCAAGAGCGUCUGUUAUUCUGGCUGGGCUGGGCUUCAGUGCAAAGAUGCAGCAGCAAACAACCAAAGAGUUUUCCGGAGGCUGGAGAAUGAGGCUGGCUUUAGCGCGUGCCCUCUUUGCCAAACCCGACCUCCUCCUGCUUGAUGAGCCGACCAACAUGCUGGAUGUGAGGGCGAUCAUCUGGCUGGAGAACUAUCUGCAGACUUGGCAGUCGACCAUCCUGGUGGUGUCCCACGAUCGGAACUUCUUGAAUGCAGUAGCCACCGACAUCAUCCACCUGCACUCACAGCGGCUUGACAGCUACCGUGGAGAUUUUGAGAACUUCGUCAAGAUCAAAGAAGAACGCCUGAAGAACCAGCAGCGCGAAUACGAGGCCCAGCAGCAGUAUCGGGAGCACAUCCAGGUCUUUAUUGAUCGAUUUCGCUAUAAUGCAAACCGGGCAUCACAAGUACAGAGCAAGCUCAAACUGUUGGAGAAGUUGCCAAAGCUGAAGCCUGUGGACAAAGAAUCAGAGGUGAUAAUGAAGUUCCCAGAUGGCUUUGAGAAGUUUUCACCUCCCAUCUUACAGCUGGACGAAGUAGACUUCUAUUAUGAGCCCAAUAACUACAUUUUCCGCUCCCUCUCUGUCUCUGCUGACCUGGACUCCCGCAUCUGUGUGGUAGGAGAGAACGGAGCUGGCAAGUCUACAAUGUUGAAGAUCCUGAUGGGAGACCUGGCACCUGUGCAGGGGAUUAGGCACGCUCACAGGAAUCUUAAGAUUGGCUAUUUCAGUCAACAUCACGUGGAUCAACUGGACCUAGACAUCAGCGCCACUGAGUUGCUAGCAAAGAAGUUUCCAGGGAAGACGGAAGAGGAGUACCGUCAUCAGCUGGGGUGUUAUGGAGUCUCUGGAGAGCUAGCAGUUCGCCCUGUUGCCAGCCUGUCUGGAGGCCAGAAAAGCAGGGUUGCUUUUGCCCAGAUGACCAUGUCCUGCCCCAACUUUUACAUUUUGGAUGAGCCGACAAACCACCUGGACAUGGAGACCAUUGAAUCCCUGGCAAAGGCACUGAACCACUUCCGGGGCGGCUUGAUCCUGGUUUCGCAUGACGAGCGCUUCAUCCGGCUGGUGUGCCAUGAGCUCUGGGUGUGUGGGAAGGGCACCGUGCAACGCAUCGAGGGAGGCUUCGACGAAUACAGGGACAUCCUGCAGGAGCAGUUCCGGAAGGAGGGCUUUCUAUAACGUGCGUGUCCCAGACAGUGUGUGAGCGCUGGUUGGGAGUGGAGCAAGCCAUGCAGCAGUCCUCAUCCCGCCUGAUGGAACAGCAGGGAUCCCGCCUACAUCGUGCGAACAUUAGCUGUGCAGUCUCCUGCUGGGUUAGCCCUUCCUCCCGUACAGACCAGCGCCUGCUGCAGACUGCAGUGAGGAGGAAGAGGAGGAAAGUGAACAGAGUUGCUUGUUCUGCUGCGGGAUCUGUGCCAAGUCUCUGCUGGGCAGGGACCAAGGACAGCGGAGAGAGAGGUGCCCAGCACUGAUUGAGUGGCGAGGGGAAGUCUUCUGCUGCAAGCGCCUCUCUGAUGCUUGAACUGAGCCUGCCACUGUUGGGUUCAGUGAGUAUAGGAAGGUUUCCGAGUGAAAUGCUGCUAAGUGUUGUACUUGAGUAGCUUCUCCAGAAAAUGGGGUGGAACUCCAAACUCACAUCUGAAAUUGUCAGGGUGAGGAAUUUUCCUUCUCUCCUUCCACCCUGCCUCCUGUGAAGAGGUGCUGCCUCUUCCUGUAACUGGCAAACAUACAAGCCAGCUCCUCUUGUGAAAGCACUUCUCUCUUCAUGGCUUGGCCUUAAGUUUUCCUUUCUUUCCUGCUCAGAAGGUGAUGCUUUUGUCUGCCCCAGAGGGUUGGAUUUCACCCUCAGCUGUGAUCUUGGAAGGCACUGUACACGCCAGUGUCCUCUCGGGUCAGUGGUAGAAAAAGAGUAGCUAGCCUCACAAUCAACCAGAAGAUGGUGGUCUCUGCCCUUUUGCUCUCGGAGCUUGUGCUGAGGAAUGGACCAAGCAUGUCUGAGUUUCUGAAGAUCUAAGUUCUAUGCAGAUCUACAUUCUGUCCCAGCAAACACACCAUCUCUUGGUAAGAAACACAAAAUGGUUUUAUGUUGCAAGGUUAAACUUUCAGCUCCCUGUUCAUCAGCAUUGAGGUUGCUGUGUAAAUAAAAUGGGAUCUUUCUGGC